This is a messenger RNA of Vombatus ursinus (common wombat), 2524 nucleotides long. Its product is annotated as tumor necrosis factor ligand superfamily member 15-like. Bases 50 to 820 code for a protein of 256 amino acids. Lineage: Eukaryota; Metazoa; Chordata; Mammalia; Diprotodontia; Vombatidae. Gene Ontology annotation, molecular function: tumor necrosis factor receptor binding. Gene Ontology annotation, biological process: immune response. Gene Ontology annotation, cellular component: membrane. The transcript has 4 exons. The record is from RefSeq and is a predicted model, not a curated record.
UAGGGAGAAGCCAGAAGUUUCAGAGUGAAGGCUGCUGUAGGGAAAAGCCAUGCCAAAGGGAGAAGGCCCAGCCCUGGAACCAGAAACAGGCAUGGCAAUGCUACAGGAAGGAGGCAGUGACUACAGGACCAAUCACAGCACCAGAAGAGACCUAAGGAAGAUGAGCCCAGCUGUCACUUUCUGUGCACUCCUGGCUUUCAUUCUUGCUGUACUCAUGGCCUAUCUUCUUGUAGACAACUUCAGAUCCCAACAGGAAAUGUGUGCAAUGGGUCAGUUUCUGAAGGCAAGGGAAUCUGACCGGUUACAUCAACGAGCUUAUAUACCCCCCAGGUCUAAUACAGAUAAGCCGAGAGCACACCUGACAGCUGUUCGACAGAAGUCUAUGACUCCCAUGAAGGACUCAUGGCCAGCUCUCCAGUGGGAACAUAAACUUGGCUCUGCCUUCAUCAAAAACCAAAUGAAUUACACCAACAAGUUCCUCGUGAUCCCAGAGUCAGGAGACUACUUUGUUUAUUCACAAGUCACUUUCCGAGGCAGCACGCCAGAGUGUGGUAAAAUCAACCAAAAGAAUCGGUCCACCAAGCCCAAUUACAUAACCCAGGUCAUCACCAGAGUCACUGACAGAUACCCGGAGCCAACACAGCUUUUAACAGGGACCAAGUCCAUCUGUGAGAUAGGCAGCACCUGGUUUACUCCAAUUUACCUGGGGGCUGUUUUUCCUAUGCAGGAGGGGGAUAAGCUGAUGGUGAAUGUCAGUGACAUCUCUCUUGUGGAUUAUACCAAAGAAGACAAAACAUUCUUUGGGGCUUUCCUGUUAUAAGGAUGAAGGAAGUUAUCACUGUGAAAGGGUAUUCUGUUUUCAUUGAAUAUUUCCAAUUCCUAAUUUUAAUCAUUUGUACGUACUUAAACCCAGAAUAUUUCAUGAAGGGGGAGGGGAGAGAAGCGGAGAGAAAUUCCACUGUCUGUAGUUUAGGUGGGAAGUUCUGAGCUAGGAAAAGCACUUUACAAUAUGCCUAGAAGAUGAGAAUUCUAAGCAAGAUAGCAAGAGAAAGUGGCAUGGAACACAGAACCUCAAAAGUAGAAGAGAUCGUGGGCAUAGAAUGUCUGAGUUAGAAGUUGCCUUAAAACACAAAAUGUCAGGAUUUGAAGAAACCUUAAAACACAGAAUUCUUUAGCCAGAAGGAAACUUAAAAUGCAGAAUGUGCAAUCUAGAAGGAGACUUAGAUAACAAAAUGUUAGAAUACAGAAGAUCAGAUCUAGAAGGGGCCAUUUUAUAAAUUAUCUAAUCUAACCCCUUGAUGUUUUAGGUGGGAAAACUGAGGUCUAAAGAAGGGAAAUGACUCACUCAAAGUCACACAGUCAGCUAGCCCUGACUGAAUAGCCCCUGAGGGGGAAAGUAGGUACUAGGGAAGGAAAUAAGCACUUAGCUCCUCUGUAUUCCCGGCACAAUAUAAAUAUAAUCUCAUUAGAUCCUCACAACAAUCCUAGGGGAAUGUACUAUUAUCAUUAUUAUUCCCAUUUUACAGUUGAGGAAAAAGGCAAACAGAGGUUGGAUCCCUUUAGUCCUAAAUUCUAUGAGCCCCUAAUCUUCAAGAAAAUUGUUUUCCUUGAUGUACUGCUAUAGAUUUCUCAUUAGUAAUUUGAGUUAUUUCUUUCAGCACAACUUUGUGAAUCGCCAUGCAUUUUCUCAAGGUUUGGGUUGGAUGACCUUUAGCAAUCACAAUGUUUUCACAAUUGAACUUUGAGAUCUCCUUGAAAGUGAAAAAGCAAGAUAACAUUCAUCAGGAACUCUGCCGAACAGGGAUUUUUCUCAUGCCAGAUGGGGAAUGUACCCAAAGUUGUGUUUUCUCAUCAUGACAUGUAUGCACAUCAUAAUGAGUGAAUCAAGAGGUGGACAUAUGCAAUAAAAAGCAAGCACCAUGCAAAGAAACCCUUUCUGAGUACAGGAAAGGGCACUUGCUAUGGCAGAAAAUUAAUCUGGCCUUCAAUGCCAAAAAUAUCAGUUCACUAAAUCCAUACCUUCCACCAGUUCUAAGAAUUAAAGAAACGACAGCUAGACCUGUUAUUCAAGAUGGCAACUUCUUACCUCACUCAAAGAUGGUGGGAACAUUAAAAAUCUUCAGAAAGCUCACUGCAGAAACACCAGUGCCCACCUUGUUCCCACUCCAACCAGGUAUACUUAGCCUUUGUUACCUGGAAGUUCAUAGAAAAAAAUGAACUUAGAAAAUGUGUGGCCAAUCACCAAACCUGAAGAAAGUCAAAAUGGAAGCUAGGUCUAAUUUGGGGCUGGGUUUGGGUUGGUUUAUUUCUUUGUUUAAAUCUGUUUGUAUUUAUUUUAUCAUCAUUGUAAGAGGGGACAAAGUGUUGUGGGGGGGAAGGGUUUAUAAUCUUCAACAAGGCUUCAUAUUAUGAUUAGGAACCCCUUGAUAAUGAAAGAAUAUCUCUUGAAGGAAAGAUAAAAGAAUUGAAGAAUUUAGAGCUAGACAGAAUUUUAGAGGUCAUCUUACAGUUAGGAAAACCAAAA